AUGAAGUUCUUCUCUGCCGCUCUUCUCGGCCUCAUGGCCUUGACUGCCGCCUUGGCUAACCCCACGGAGUCUACUUCUACCAACCUCCAAGCCCGCGACCAAGAUGAUUUCCGCUGGCUAAGCAAGCGCUGCUGUAUCAACUGCGACAACCCCUACGCCACCUGCAACCCCAACGAUAAGCGUGAAGCCGUCAAGACCGAAGGAGACGCCAUUUUUGUGGUAAGGGUUACCGGUGGAAUAACCUGUGGUACAAAGCGCCGGAACGAGGACAACGCCGAGUGGCCCGCCAAGCGCUGCUGCAUCAAUUGCGACAACCCGUAUGCGCAGUGCCGCUAUAUGGACAAGCGCGAGGCUGUUGAAACGCUCGAGGAUGCUCUGUUUACGAAAGUAUAG
This is a messenger RNA of Diaporthe amygdali, 393 nucleotides long. RefSeq lists its product as uncharacterized. The record is from RefSeq and is a predicted model, not a curated record. Lineage: Eukaryota; Fungi; Ascomycota; Sordariomycetes; Diaporthales; Diaporthaceae. Bases 1 to 393 code for a protein of 130 amino acids. The transcript is spliced from 3 exons.